AUGAGCCAGAAGUCAGUUCUCACCACAGGUUGCAGUGAAGGUGGAAUAGGUGACGCUCUUGCACAACUCUUCCAUAAGAAAGGCUUUCGGGUUUUUGCUAGUGCCCGUAAUACCGCCAAAGUCGAACACCUUAAGGAUAUGGGUCUCGACAUCAUACAGCUAGAUGUCACUGACGAAGAGUCAAUUAAACAAGCAGUGUCAACUGUGAAGGCUGCAACAGGCGGAUAUUUGGACUUCCUGGUCAACACCUCGGGCGCAGGUUACUGCAUGCCCUUGUUGGACUCGGAUAUUUCAGUAGCGAAGAGGAUAUUCGAGGUUAAUGUGUUUGCUGUCGUUUCUGUAACACAAGCGUUUGCACCACUAUUGAUUGCCUCGAAAGGAAAGAUUAUCAACAUUGGAUCAGUCCUUGGCAAGCUGCCACUUCCAUGGCAAGGCUAUUACAAUGCAAGCAAAGCCGCGCUCGCUCAUUUGACUGACCAAAUGCGCAUUGAGUUUUCUCCUUGGGGAGUCCAGGCAAUUCUUGUGACUACUGGUGCAAUUAGAACGAAAUUGUUCCAAAAUCUUCUGAGUAAACCAGUGUUGCCUGAGAGCUCCCUCUAUUACCCCGCGAAGGAUGUGAUUGAACCGGUAUUGGCAUGA
Aspergillus ibericus CBS 121593 is the source of this 639-nucleotide messenger RNA. RefSeq names its product NAD(P)-binding protein. The transcript has 2 exons. Gene Ontology annotation, molecular function: triacylglycerol lipase activity; acylglycerone-phosphate reductase (NADP+) activity. The coding region runs from base 1 to 639 and encodes 212 amino acids. Gene Ontology annotation, cellular component: lipid droplet; endoplasmic reticulum. The record is from RefSeq and is a predicted model, not a curated record. NCBI's taxonomy places the organism in Eukaryota, Fungi, Ascomycota, Eurotiomycetes, Eurotiales, Aspergillaceae. Gene Ontology annotation, biological process: phosphatidic acid biosynthetic process; triglyceride catabolic process.